AUGAGCAAAGAAAGACAAAUUGUGAUCAUUACGUCUGAUGGAGACCGGUUUACGGUGGAAAGGAAAGUGGCGGAAAAAUCGAUUUUGAUCAAAAACAUGCUAAAGAAUCUAUUGCCACCAGAAGGGGAGGAGCCGGACAGUGACGAAGACAACGAAGAUAAUGAACCAAUUGAAAUCCCUACACAAAAUGUUCGAUCUGCCGUUAUGAAGAAUAUUUUAGAAUGGUGCGAGCACUACAAAGAUUACAACUUUCCAGACGACGAACAGGACGACGACUCUAAGAAAUCGGCUCCUAUUGAUCCAUGGGACAGUAAUUUCUUGAACGUCGAUCAAGAAAUGCUCUACGAAAUCAUUUUAGCUGCCAAUUAUUUGAAUAUUAAACCACUUCUUAACGCUGGAUGUAAAGUUGUUGCCGAGAUGAUCCGUGGAAAGUCUCCAGAGGAGAUCAGAAAAACUUUUAAUAUUGUCAAUGACUUUACUCCUGAGGAGGAGGCUGCCAUAAGAAGAGAGAACGAAUGGGCUGAAGAUCGUUGA
Molecule: messenger RNA, 534 nt
Organism: Brettanomyces nanus
Lineage: Eukaryota; Fungi; Ascomycota; Pichiomycetes; Pichiales; Pichiaceae
Exons: 1
Coding region: 1-534 (177 amino acids)
Biological process (GO): SCF-dependent proteasomal ubiquitin-dependent protein catabolic process; mitotic cell cycle
Cellular component (GO): cytoplasm; nucleus
Molecular function (GO): cullin family protein binding
Source: RefSeq, a predicted model, not a curated record